GAGUUGUCAAUGCAAAGACAUUCGUGCUCCUGCACUUCUCUGACGCCAUCCGGGGUACCGAUGACCGCCAUAUCAGUGGACGAGCUCAAGCUGCAUAUACCAUCGGACGCUGUAACGGGACACAUCGCGACCCUCUCCUCUUGCUCAACCGCGCUUUGAAAAACCAUGCCAGGCGUCCUCGCUGACAUCCCGAAGUUCGACUUCCCCCCAGAGUCUCAGAAAGAAUUUGACUACGCGAAGCUCGAGACGCUAGACUUGAGCGUUGUCACCGGCGACGAGUACGAGCAAGUGCCCGAGUCCGUGGUGAAGACCAUUGGCGACGCUUUCACCCGAGACGGUUUCAUCUACGCUACCGGACACGGCCUCAAUCCCGAAACCAUCCAACGGCAAUUCAGCAUCGCGCAAUACGCAUUCGACGGAGUUUCCGAAGAGGACAAAACCAAGUACGCGGCCAAGAUUCUCGAAGAGGGCGACUUCACCGGCUACAAGCCGCGCGGGCACUGGCAGCUCAAAGGCGUCCGGGACCAGAUCGAGCACUUCAGCCUCGGCGCCCAGGCCAUCCUCAAUCCCGACGCUCGGGAACGCGUCUUCCCGCCCGCGCUUCGUCCCCUUGUGGACGAGAUCGCGGAGUUCAACAAGUACAACCACGACCACAUCUACCGCAAAAUCCUCUCGGUGCUCUCGCUCGUGCUCAAGCUCCCGCCGACCUACCUCUGGAACCUCGCGAAGGACCCGGAGCAGCAGUUUGACCUCUUCCGGUACGCCCUCUACCACCCGCCAUCCCCGGAAGAGGAUAGCAAAACGGCCGGCGUGCGCCUUCAGGGCCACACCGACUUCAACAGCGUUUCCCUACUGUAUUCGCAACCAAUCGUCUCGCUCCAGGUCCUCAUGCCCGACAACGUAUGGCGCUUCGUCCGGCACGUCCCCAACGCGCUCGUCAUCAACCUCGGCGACGCAUUACACUUCCUCUCCGGCGGCUUCCUCAAACCGACCAUCCACCGCGUCGUCGCCCCGCCCGACCCGGCCCAGGUCCCUUACCGCCGCAUCGGCGUCUUCUACUUCGCCCAGUUCUCGCGCUCCGUCCGCCUCGCGCCGCUCUCCGACUCGCCCGUCGCGUCCUCGACGGGCAAGACGUUCUUCAACGGCGGGAAGGACGCGCCGACGGCAUGGGAAUGGGAGACGAGCCGCGUGAAGGCGUACGGGCAGAAUGGUGCGAAGAAGGAGAUCGAAGGGGGGCACGAGGAGGAGGCGAUGAUAGGCGGCGAGAAGGUUGUACACUAUAACUAAGACAUACUCUGUGGGCCGUCGUGGACUCCUGGACAACUCUUUUGCAGACGCUCGGCGCCGCAUGGUAGAGGUGUGGAACGCAAGUCAAGUACUGUACCUAGCAAAGCGACGGAUGAUGGCGUGAGCUGCCAGUCUGUGGCACGAAACGAUCGCGAAUCUGGGCUUUUCUCGCUCUUUGGCACCUUCUUUCCGUCUUCGUACCCAUUUCUUAGUAUAUGGUCCUACAGAUCUUCCAGUACGGCGGGAGUCGGUAUAACAUUGAUAAUGGCGCUAGUCGGGGUU
Messenger RNA from Punctularia strigosozonata HHB-11173 SS5, 1569 nucleotides. Its product is annotated as Clavaminate synthase-like protein. The record is from RefSeq and is a predicted model, not a curated record. The transcript is spliced from 7 exons. The coding region runs from base 166 to 1287 and encodes 373 amino acids. Gene Ontology annotation, molecular function: dioxygenase activity. Lineage: Eukaryota; Fungi; Basidiomycota; Agaricomycetes; Corticiales; Punctulariaceae.